Ilyonectria robusta is the source of this 1134-nucleotide messenger RNA. RefSeq lists its product as uncharacterized. The transcript has a single exon. The record is from RefSeq and is a predicted model, not a curated record. NCBI's taxonomy places the organism in Eukaryota, Fungi, Ascomycota, Sordariomycetes, Hypocreales, Nectriaceae. Bases 1 to 1134 code for a protein of 377 amino acids.
AUGGAGGAAUCCAAGGAAGUGAGCAACCGAUCCCCUUACAGGUCCUUGCCCAUUGAGCUCAAGACCAUGAUUCUUACCGAGGCCAUGUCUGAGAAGGUUGUGACUGUGUGGAAGAACCAUAUCCUGGAUGCACCCGUUGCUGAGAGAUCCCUCCUCCAAGUCAAUGCGGAGACGAGGGGCAUUCUGAGACACAAGGAAAACAAUGGGUCUGGGGUAGAGAUGGGCAACUUUCCCGAUGCCCUCACUUUUCACGCCAGCAGCAGAGACCAGACAGUUCGACUCGACUUGGAAUCUGCCAUCCUUAAGGUCUUUGACAUGGAACUCCCCAUGGUGGAGGUGCGGGAAGGCGAGUCCGAAGACCCCUGGAUCGGUUUCUUCGGAGAGCAGUUAGUUCUUCCCCUCCCUUUCCGAAGAGUCAUUUCAAUUUCGAAAGAUGGUUGGAGAUUUCCGUGGAACAAUCUGCUGCGAACGAAGUAUCCCGAGGCUUCUACGGCGGAAAGAUUGCGAUUCAUGGCGCUGAAACCCUGGCCGGUGAAAGCCAACCUGCCUCACGUCAAGGAGGUGACACUUGUCACCAGGUUCGGCCCAGCAGACUUCAUGCUCAACGGGUUCAAGGAGUGGACCAUCUUCAGUGAUAAACUGGCUGCCUAUGCACUCGGGGCUGAUCCCGAGAAAGGUAUCUGGCUUGGGUUCCGCUACUUCAAGGAAACGGGUCGUAUUCAAUUCACGCCCCUAAUCGCAGACGACGCCAGCUUUGCACUUUCAGAGGCCAAGAAGAUCUACCGAAACAGACUCCCCCAUUACGACGUCGAAAAUCCGCUCGUGAUCAAAGUAUCGAUCAUCGAACGUGGAGAGAGCCCGGUUGAUGAGCCACAUCACAUGUGGACAGAUCUUCAAGAGCCGGACCAAAACGACAACAGCUGGGUCCAGCAAGCUUGCACAGCCUGGAAAUUCGCGCGACGAAUAUGGUUGACUAAAGUACAUGCUAAGACAAUCCUGUAUUGUGACGCCCCGGAAGACGCGGAAUCGUACAUGAAUGGGCUGAUGGAUGAUGUGGAGAACGACAGUCUGGAUGAGCUGGUCGACCAUGAUAUGGAAUAUCUGGACGAUAGCAUGGAUGAAGACAGCGACUAG